This is a messenger RNA of Plasmodium coatneyi, 8430 nucleotides long. RefSeq lists its product as uncharacterized. Bases 1 to 8430 code for a protein of 2809 amino acids. The transcript is spliced from 5 exons. NCBI's taxonomy places the organism in Eukaryota, Apicomplexa, Aconoidasida, Haemosporida, Plasmodiidae. The record is from RefSeq and is a predicted model, not a curated record.
AUGGAACGCAGAGUGAAGCAAGCGCGGGAAAAAAACUCUUGCCUAAGGACCCUUGACGUCGACAUGAACAUGCAGAACCAAAUGAAAAUGAGCAACUUCUGCGUGGGCACCACGCCCAACAGCAGCCCAAGUGGCAUCCCCAAGAACGGCUACAACGUAAAUGUACCAACAUCCCCAAACUUAACAAAUUAUGAACACGGUCAGAACAUUUUCAUGGGACAGAGCGCAAAUGGCCACGAUUAUAAUUUAUUGGCCAAGCAAAAUAUGCUGAGUUAUCAGAAUGUUCCACUUGGUCAGCACUCCUCCGGCAACGCGGGCAAUUAUGCGGCAAAUUAUGCGGUCAAUUAUGUGGGCAAUUAUGAUGCCAAUUAUGCAGCAAAUUAUGUAACCAACUAUAACGGCAAUUGUGACGUCAAUUACGAUAGCAGAACAAACGGCUGUUCGAAUGAAAAUCAAACGAAUUGGCCGAACGGGAACUCCCUGGGAAACACACACCACGUGAGUAGCAUGCACAUGGCAGUGAAUAAUGGUUACCCGUUGUAUGUAACAAAUGGGGAACAGAUUUUACGUCAGGCGAAACUUCUUAUGGCGAAAAAAAUUUUUGACAACGCGAGUGGCCCCAACGGGAACAUGACCCAGGCGGUGAACUGCGGCCCGAGCAGUUUGCAGUCAAAUGGGAACCAAGUUGCGCAGCAAAAAAUGCAGCAAAAAUUGCAGUCACAAUUGCAGUCACAAUUACAGUCAAUUUUGCAGUCACUUCCCCGCGCGAGCAACAAUUUACACAACGUUAACCCUGAGCAGAAAAAUGGAAAUAUGUGCAACUACAGUUUGCAGCACAACUCGGCGCUGAACCAGGAGAACCAAAUGCUUAAUACACAGAAUGGUUACUGCCCGAGCAGUAGUAACAGCAUGGCGAACGGGAAUAACAACCCUGGCAUGAUGGGGGUAACUUACAACCCGCACGAUAAUGUUGUAACCCCAAAUGUACCCAUAAAUGGUGGAGCAAAUAUUUCCGCGACGAACAGCGCCGCACAGGGACACCCAAACGGCAUGGCAAAAGGCACACAACAAAAUCAGGGUGCCAUGAUGAGUACCCAAAUGAAUGCCUGGAAUGGAAACUACGAAUUGGGUAACCGCAGCAGUGCUAUUGGAGCGAGUAACGUUCUUCCCUAUGGCGAUAAUAUGAACGCCGAAGGUGGAAACAUGGGGGAAGAAAGUGCAAGAGGGGCGGGAAGUAAUUACCGAAGUGCGAUGGAUGGCUACGAUGGGAGUUAUGUUAGCAAAAAUUACGGAAAUGGUAACUGUAAUAGUAACGACCGUGGUAACGACCGUGGUAACGGCCGUGGGAACGUUGGUGCAAGUUGCGUUGACGGGGUUAACGACCCCGGAGGGAACAUCCACAGGUGCACUGCUAGCACGGGUGUAUGCAGGAGCGCCCAAUAUAAGUGCAACAUGAUGACCCCCCAGAAAAACAACAGCAGUGUGGGGAUAAACAUGAGUGGAAAAAAAUGUGACCACAUUUUGCAGAACAUUAAUAAAGUGCGAAGUGCAAGUGGAAAGGUAGGGAUGGUGAUGGAAGUUGCACAACAGGGUUCCCCAAUAUUGAAUAAUGUGGAAGUGUUAAACGACUACAAUAAAGUGCAAGGUAAUUUUCGUGGAAGCGAGAGUAAUACACUACCCUCUUUUGCUAGUAUGAAUAAGAACGGUGUUAAUUUCGUCGACCCGCGGAAAGGUGUUGAAGGUUAUGUUGCGAUGAGCGGCACCCCCGUGGGUGUGGCAGUGGGUAAUGGUAGUUAUGCUGGUAGUGGUAACGGUAACGGUAACGGUAACGGAGUAGGUCCCUACAGCAGUAUGCAGAAUUUUGCCAACGCUGCGGAUCAUGGCAAGCAAGGGAUUGAGGUUAGCAACACACACGGCUCUAAACUUGACGCCGCAGCUCAGCAGUCGAAUUUGUUAAGCAGUUACAACACGGGAGGCGCUUUCCUCGGAGGUGCGCUCCCCGGAAGUAGUAACAUGGAGAACAGCUUCAGCGCGGGCGGGUCGAACCUGAUGAACCAAACGGCUAGUUCCUGGGCGAUGCAAAAUGGGAAUGGUGGAAUUGGCAACGGUACCUACCCCUACAGUGUCGGAAGCAACCCCGUGAGCAAUUUCCCGAGUGGCCUAAACAGUUCCCCGCAGGUCCUCCAAAGGAUGGGAAAUUUCAUCACCAGGGGGAAUGCCAACGAGCCAAUUAGCAGUAGCAAUAGUGGUGUGCACAGCAGCGGUAAUCAUGCGAAUGGGAAUGUUCUGAGCAGUUACCACAGCAACAUGAGCAACAUGAGCAACAUGAGCAACAUGAACAACAUGAACAACAUGAACAACAUGAACAACAAUUUUACGAGGGAUAAUUCGCAAUUUAUGAUGAGCACAAGGAAUGAUAAUAAGAGCAGUGAGGCCAUUUUUAGUGCUAAUAGUGGCCAAUUAAGUGGCGUGCUGAGAGCGGGGCACACCGGCAGUUUUGCAAGUGUGCAUGGCACCUCCCUUCCAAAUGACAUAUCCAACAUUUCCAACAUUUCCGCCAAGAAGGCAAACCAGCAGUUUAACAUGGUAAAAAAUAUGAACCUGAUUCAGUCAAGCAACUACCAGGCCAACGCAGCCAACAGUCACGACGUGCAGGUGAAUAACAUGAGUGGUUACCAUCAGGCACAUUCCAUGAAGGAGGCCAAUAACGGCAUGACCGGUGUGCAUGCUAGCUCGGUUAACGGUCUGACGAAUAACGGCCAAGCGGUCCACUUUAACCCCUACGGGAAGGUAAACAAUAACAGCGCCGACGCGGCGAAAGGAUUGUACCAGGAAAAUAGUUCCCUAAAUGGAAACAAAUUACUUCUAAGCAGCAGUAAGUACCUUAACGGUAGUGGCACCACUCAUUGUGGCAGUUUAAGUGCAACGAAGAUGAACGCAACUGUGGGGGGUAUCAACAACAUGGCCCUUCAAGGAUCACUAAUGAACACAUCCGGCGGGGAUAUUUCUUCCCCAACACACAGCACAAAUGGGAAUUACAGUGGGAAAAAGGCACUUUACGGUUCUAAGGCGAAUACGUCUAAUUUGUACUCGCCCAAAGGGGGGGAGUAUCCUUCCAUAAGUAAUAACGGCACAAUGAGCGGCACAAUGAACGGUGCAACUGGUGUGUACACACGUAGUAAUGAGAACAACGCUAGUACGCACAGUGGUGUGGGUAGUUCGCCAAUUAAUUCACCCAUGAGUGUAUCCAACAGGCAGGUGAACAGUCUAACCAGCGCCUUGACCAACACAGCCAACGAAAUAGAUCACCUUACCAACAAUCUGACCAAUAGUCUUUCAAACAGUAUGACCAAUAACGUCACCAAUAAUUUGCAAAUCGUGCACAAUAAUAAUAUAACACAAAAAAUUAACAAUAAUAUUUCCAUCAAUUUAUCGAACGGAAUUAAUGGUAUGAAAAAUGUUAACCUGGGGCAUGCUAACCUGGCGAAUGUCAACCUGGCGAAUGUUAACCUGGCGAAUGUCAACCUGGCGAAUGUUAAUAAUUUUAAGAAGAAUGUUUUGGGGGAGGUGAACAAGGGUGUAUCAAAGUUGGACUCUCCCGAAAAUUUCAACUCCUCUGCGAAGUUUGCCCAGGCUAGCAGUGGCAGCGGCAGUGGCAUUUCCAAUGGCAGUAAUAACGUGUACGCUGUGAACCACGUCAGUGGUGCCCAGAUGAACACAAACUACGACCUGAUAAAGAAGAUGACCAAGGGGAACAGGCUGACCUUAGCAGAUGCGAGGAAAUUCUUGGAGAUGCAGAGAAGAGGAAUGCUAGACUCAGGCGCAGCGAUCCCCCACGGGAAUUCAGACAAUGUUAAUACCCCAGGAUCGCGAACCUUAGUGGCAACGAGGGACAUUUCCCAAUUGAGCAUGAUGGGAAAAGGGGCCAACGGCACUGCACCUAUGAGUAGUAUGACCAGUUCUAUGUACAACAAUCAGGGUGUGGUGAGGAACCCCACGAAGGUGAAAAACGCAACAGCCAAUGUUAUUAGUCCGGGUGGGAGUAUAAACGAAUUAGUGCAUAAUAGGUAUGUCUUAAACAAUGGAAGUGGAGGUGGUAAGGUGACCUCGAACAACUUAAUGAUGAACGAGUCGACACUGAAUAAUAAGUUACUGGCGCUGAACAGAAGUGGAGGGCUACCCGAAGACAAAGGCCAGAAUUGCUACCCUGCAGAGGUGAACGGAAAUCACCCAAAUAGGGACUACAUAAUGGUUAAAGAAAAUGUGGACUCACAUUUGAGCCAAAAGAGUGAACUGUUAGGCACUCCCACAGGGGGUAGUGGUAGGGGAUCUCCAUCCCAUUUUGAUAAAAAUGAACUUCCCUUGGUGGGGAAGAAGGGAAAUUUCCAUGACGUGCAUAAUAAUGGCAAUGGUAUAAUGGCUAGCUCGAAAAGGGACACUACCCAGUUAAACAAGGUUAUUCCAUCUGGUAACAACUUGCCUGGUAUGCACAACACAAAUCGGGUGAACGCAUCUGAGGUGAGUAGUGGAGUCGGUAUGAUGGGUUCCUCCCGUGGCGGUAACACCAGUGGCGGGGUGAGCAACCCGAAGAAUGUAGUACCUAUGCCGAAUGGAGCAUUCCCCACGGGGGAAAACCUGCAGGCACAAGACAUGAGCAGACUGUACAACAAGGGUACCUCGAACUAUGGACAAGCUACGGUGCAACACAUGGGGGUUAGCGAUGGCUACGGCGGAAGCGUCCCGAGUAGUACCAUUGGUGGUAAUUUUAACUUGAACCAAGUGGGCAGCCAAGUUGAUCUGACCAAGAAUAGCAUACAUGGUGGAAACUACCCCCGUCUAAAUCUUAACCUGCAGAAUAAUGGAAGUUUCCCCAAUUCGUAUGAAGGUCUACCCGAAAAUGGCAAAAGCGGGCAUGGACCACACAGGUUCAUCGAGGCAAUGGAUGUCUCCCCAAAGAGCAACGACCAGAAGACGCCCGUUAAUUUAAAAAAUAUUAUUAACAUAAAUCAUAAUUUUAAUAUGCUCAUAAAUAGCAUGAACAUGGAUGGGGUGGGCGGAAUAAUUGGCAUGGAGAGCGACAAAAAGGGGGACAGUAACAAUAUCAAUGGUGCAUAUUACAGUAACAAUAGUAAUGGCUAUGUUGGUGCGAGUAAUCAGCUGUGCAGAGACGAUAUGAAUUUGGCCCAUAAGCAGGGGAAUAACUUCCCCAGGAAGGGAAGCAACACUGCUGAUGUAGGGUCCUCCACGGGGUCCUCCUCCGGUGGGUUCAACAAAACGGGAAAGGAGACCAACGGGAAGAAUAACUCAGUUGGUGUGAUGCAGGGACAAUUGGGGUUAAGUAAUAAUUAUGCAACAAGUGCCAUGACGGGGAAUUACUCCAUGCAGAAUGUACUUAGCAAAAGUGCAAAUUUGAGUCACUCCACGAAUGGGUCAGGUAUUUCCCCUACUGCAUCUUCCAGUGCGAUCAUGUUAGAGAACCCAAACCCUUUACCCUACAGUGUAAGUAGGAACUUGCGUCCUCAGGAUGGUGCAAGUGUCACGUCUAAGUCGACAAGUAUAGGUGGCACGUUAUAUGAUGAUAACAUCAUAUCGAUGGGAGGAAGUACAAAUACGCCUCAGAAUGGAGUCGGCAGUGCAUCUGCGAAUAGGAAAAACGGUCUGCAGUAUACGGUGCAAAGUACAAAUAAGGAGCAAGUCUCCAUGUAUAAUGGGAAUGGCCUCAAUGACCAGGAGCAGCACCCCCAGCUAGCCAACAUGCUCAUGCUGCACAAUAGCCAGCAGAUGAAAUCUACAUGUGUGAAAGGCUCCAACAAGAGAAAAAAAGUCGAUGGUGUAGGAGAAUCGAAUGAACAGGUGAAUGGUAAAGAUAUGUUGGCUAGUUCUAAGAAGGCAAGAAAAAAGAAGAGUGACCAUGUGAACCAUUCCUCCGGUGCAUCCAAUAAUGAGACAGUAUUGACGUCACCCCAGAUGGAAAUAAAUAACAGGAAUGACUCUUACUGGAGUAACAAGCAACCUAAUGGUAAUGACAGUAAGGGGGAAUGUGCCAACGGGACUCAGUACAUGCCCAGUGGACAAAUGUGCAUUGAAAUUGCAGACGAGGAAAACACAGACUACGUGGAAGUAACUGGUGAGAGUAAAAUUGCAGGGGAGAGCUAUAUUGCACCGGGUGUAGGUCAUAUAGAUGCAGUGGUAGGAGGAUCGGAGGAGAGUAGCAGAUUGGCAGAUACGCCAAAGGGUGCAAGUAGCAUCAAUCGUGAAAAUGAAAAUAUCGAAAAUGUGCAUUCAGUAUAUGUGCACACAGGUGAAGGAAGUACUAAUGAGGUAGGCGCAGCAGCCAUUGUAGCAGGGUGCAGUCCUCCUCCCCCCGGUGGGGCAUCAUCUCCAGGGGGAACCCAUUUCAGCGAUCCAGGUUCUCACCCUUCGCCACGAAAUUGCGAAGAAGCGGCUAAUGAUAAGUGUGUAAGCGAUGUUUCGUAUCCAAGCAUGGCAGUCGAUAGGAGUAACAACCAAUCGAAGGACGACGCGUCUGCAGAGGAAAGUUCAAACCUGGUGGUGAAUUCCCCCAGUGUAAAUGACGCAAAGGAGGAGCAGAAGAAUGUCAUCGAAAUGAGCAUUGAUAUGUCGAUCAGAAAUAUUGAGGAGUCCAUUACUCAGUACAAUGAAUCGAAAAAAAAUGAGGACGUGGAAAAUGGGGAGAACGACGCCGUGGUGGUAGAUGUAGAUAAUAAUGCAACUUUGGCUAGCCAGCGUGCCGACAGGAUCAAAGACAAAAAGGAUGGACACCUAAGCGGCAAGGACUGUAGUACUAGUAUUUAUUCCACUGUAGGAGAAAUAUUUAACGAACCUGGUGUAGGCAAUUCGAAUGAGGAACAUGAGGGCAAAAGUGGGGACAACAGGGAAGAGAGCAGCCCGGGAUAUCAGCCUAUUGGUGAACCCAUCGUAGAAACGCCCACGGAACUACCCAGCAAACCCAACGCGGAAGGUCAUGAGGCGAACGAACCUCACCAGACGGAACAGGAAGGGGCAACGAGCAGAUGUGCCCAGGAGGAGAUCAUCACGUACGAUAGGAUACUGCUGGACGAUGUUUGUAAGAUGAACUAUGACGAACUGUAUAUCAGUAACGGUGGGGAUAAUCUGAGCGAAGGAAAAGGAGCGGAAAAGGAAGAAGAGGAAUCAAAGGAUGAAGAAGCAACAAAGGAAGGAGAAGCUACAAAGGAUGAAGAAGCAUACCUGACACAGAAGGGACAUGACGAUUGCAGUACGACCUUCACGAAUGAUGAGAGGAGGGAUAGUCAAAAUGGAAUUCUGUCUGUGUGUAAUUCGCAAGAAGGGGAAAGUUUUCGCGUAACAAAUAGAGCUUAUAACAUUUUUGAAGAACAAGAGGGGGGUAAAAAAGCGAAAGAAUUUGUGGAAGGUUGUUCCACUAUAAGCGAAUUGGAUGAGGAGAAUCUGGAUGGCGAGGAACAGCAUGAGAAGGGAAGCGUGCAUUACACGUCUGGAGGAAUCAUGGAAAAUGGGGACCACCCCUUUGAUGUGGUUAAAAAUUAUGUCAGCGAAGAUGAUGAGAGUGAUUACCCCCUCAAUGAGGAUGAACACAUGGGGGAGGGUACCAGUAAGGAUGGCGGGAGUGAGGAAAAAAUUGCAGACGAGCAAGCAAACACAAAAGAUGUGACACCUCUAACAGAUACUGUGAAUGAAGAAAAAAGCAAUGUCCUGGAAGUAUAUGAUUUCAAGGCAGAGCAGUUUAAUAAACCGCAAAAGUUUACAAUCGUUUUGAGCCAGAAAAUGCUGAAUGAGCUCGAUAUGAUUUACCAAAAAAUAAAAAAAGUCAAGUGUGGUGAUGGGGACCAAAUAAACUUCAGCGUUUGUAGGAAGGUUAAUCGGAAGGAAUUCACGGCAAUGUGGAAUUACCUAGCCGGCAUGAUGGAUGGGAAUUACCGAAAAAACGGAAAAUUAAAAAUUAUUAAACUGGUUAGAUCUAAUAUGCUGCAGCAGGUUUUUUAUGAGAAAGGAGAAAAGCCGAAAAUGCUGACGCUCGAUUUUCAUGUCAACACCCCCGAGGAAAAGUCCGAUGUCCAGGGAGGCCUUGUACGGUUAGAAACUUCGUUCAUAACAAAUGAGGCCACGAAGAGGGAACUGGACACUCUGAUCAAGGGAAAUUUCGACAUCACGCUGGAUUCCUUAUCUAUGUGUACUUCACCAGUUUUUAAUAUGUAUAAAAGUAGCAGCAAUUUCAGCAUGCUGUCUACGUUUCAAGGGGAAAUUAUCCAGUUGUACGUUUCCUCGGGGAAGGCGUGCAAGGGGAUCAUAGAAGUGCACGAGGAUGCAAGUGGUUCUGAGAACACAGAAAAGAAAUUUUUGAUAAGCAUCCGUGCCAACUGCCCAGAUAUUCACGAAUUUUUGAAUAGUUUUUAUGAGCUCAUUUUUUAA